AUGAUCUAUACAAAGGAUAGAUUCGUUUCGGUUCCAUUAUGUUUAAUUGUGGAUAUGAUUGAGAAUGCAUUCGGGAUUCGAUCUACAAUAACAGCUGCCACUGACACUGAACUAGAAGAUACAAUCGCAACAUCUAGCAAUACAGAUGAUCUAGAAAACGAAAAAGCAUCGUCUCAGUUUGAAAAUCCACCAUCAUGCAUCAUAUGUGAUCUCGACCACGAUUAUAUCGUUUCAAAUCUACUUCAUCAAACAGAAUCCAGUGAUACAGACGAUUGGAAAAUCGAUACUGAAUCAUUUAAAAUAAGAGAUAAAGUUUUUGCUGAAGGAGCAAUUCUUUCAAAUCCUAUUACUGAAUUAACGAUUGGUUUAUUAACAACAGUUCUUGUUCAAAGUUCAUCAACAUCAACAUCAAUUGUUAUAUCAAUGGUUUCAUCUUCCAGUAAAAUAAGAGAUAAAGUUUUUGCUGAAGGAGCAAUUCUUUCAAAUCCUAUUACUGAAUUAAUGAUUGGUUUAUUAACAACAGUUCUUGUUCAAAGUUCAUCAACAUCAACAUCAAUUGUUAUAUCAAUGGGAAAACGUGAAGAAUUUUGUCUUGCAUUUACUGGUGCAACUGUUCAUGAUAUGUUUAAUUGGUUAACAGUACUUAUUUUAUUACUAAUUGAAAUAACUUCAAACAUGUUAUAUCAUUUAACUAACCCAAUAACAAAAUCAAUAAACUUAAAACGAAAUCCCAAUUCUAAUCCACAGUUUCUUACUGUUAUAACAAAAUCAUUAACAGAACGAAUUGUUCAAGUAUGUUAUUUUAGAUAA
Rotaria sp. Silwood2 is the source of this 810-nucleotide messenger RNA. NCBI's taxonomy places the organism in Eukaryota, Metazoa, Rotifera, Eurotatoria, Philodinida, Philodinidae. The record is from the annotation of a GenBank genome assembly.